Synchiropus splendidus (mandarinfish) is the source of this 4162-nucleotide messenger RNA. RefSeq names its product tubulin, gamma complex associated protein 3 (gene tubgcp3). Gene Ontology annotation, molecular function: gamma-tubulin binding; microtubule minus-end binding. The transcript has 23 exons. The record is from RefSeq and is a predicted model, not a curated record. Gene Ontology annotation, cellular component: centrosome; spindle pole; equatorial microtubule organizing center. The coding region runs from base 89 to 2803 and encodes 904 amino acids. Gene Ontology annotation, biological process: mitotic cell cycle; microtubule nucleation; cytoplasmic microtubule organization. Lineage: Eukaryota; Metazoa; Chordata; Actinopteri; Syngnathiformes; Callionymidae.
AUGGCGUUGCUUGUCCGGCCACACUGGACCUAAUUCAUACUAUGCUGAGCGUUCUCCAGUAUUUUCCGCUAAUAAAUAAGUAGACACAAUGGCGACUCUGGACCAGAAAUCUCCAAAUGUCCUGCUUCAAAGUCUGUGCUGCAGGAUCACCGGGAAAAGCGAAGCUGAAGUUGCCCACCAGUUCCAAUAUGCCGUGCGUGUCAUCGGCAGUAACUACGCUCCCACUAUUGAACGAGAUGAGUUCCUGGUGUCUGAGAAGAUCAAGAAAGAAUUGUUGAAGCAACGGAGAGAAGCAGACGCUGCUCUGUUCUCAGAACUGCAUCGAAAACUUCAAACACAGGGCGUCCUGAAGCAUCGUUGGUCCGUCCUAUACCUGCUGCUGAGCUUGUCCGAAGACCCCCGCAAACCAUCCAGCAGGGUUGGCAAUUAUGGGGUGCUGUUUGCUCAGGCCCUGCCCAGGGAUGCCCACUCCACUCCGUUCUUCUGCACUCGUCCCCAGAGUCUUGCACUGGGCUACGCUGAGAGGACGGCUGGUCUCACCGCAAGCAUAGGCACCAGCGGCAUCUCCAGCCUGGGGGUCUACUCAUUGAAUGGACCCACGCCAACUCCACAGUCCCUUCUUGCAGGGCAGCCUCUUCAGUCUGCUGCUGCACCGGCUGCGGGGUCUCGGCUGGCCUGGGCUCUACCAGUCAAUUCCUCGCCGUCCACCGGUCUGGGACCUCCCUCCACCCGACCAACACUUGGACCUGCAGCUCCCAGUAGCAGAGCACUACGUCCUCAGCGGGAUGGUGAUGCUGUGGGUGAAGUGAGCGAAGCGGCGCUGGUGCGGGACAUUCUUUUUGUCUUCCAGGGAAUCGAUGGAAAGUUCAUCAAAAUGAGUGCACAGGAGAAUUGCUACAAAGUGGACAGCAAGGUGGUGCUGUGUAAAUCCCUGAGGGACACGAGUAGCAGGCUGGCUGAACUCGGCUGGCUCCACAACAAAGUCAGGAAGUACACUGAUGCCAGAAGCCUGGAUCGAGCCUUUGGUCUGGUUGGUCAGAGCUUUUGCGCGUCACUGCAUCAGGAGUUGAAGGAAUACUACAGGCUCCUCUCAGUCCUGCACUCUCAGAUCCAGGUAGAGGAUGACCAGGGUGUGAAUGUCUGCGUAGAGAGCAGUCUGACCCUGAAGAGGCUUCUGGUUUGGAUUUACGACCCCAAAGUUCGACUAAAGACUCUGGCUGCCCUGGUUGACUUCUGCCAAGGUCAGAAGGGCGGCGAGCUGGCCUCAGCCGUCCAUGCCUAUGGUAAAACAGGCGACCCACAGAUGAGAGCGCUGGUGCAACACAUCCUCAGCCUGGUGUCUCAUCCCAUCCUCAACUUCCUCUACCGCUGGAUCUAUGACGGAGAGCUGGAGGACACCUACCAUGAGUUCUUUGUAGCAUCAGAUCCCAAUGUUAAGACUGAUCGACUUUGGCACGACAAAUACUCUCUCAGGAAGUCCAUGAUCCCGUCGUUCAUCACAAUGGACCAAGCUCGCAAGGUUCUGCUGAUUGGAAAAUCCAUCAACUUCCUGCAUCAGGUUUGUCACGACCGGACGCCGCCAGGCAAAAUCACACCGGUGUCCAAGUCUGUUGACACACCUAAAGAUGCGGCUGAGCUUCUGUUGGACUUGGAAGGUGCCUUCCAGGAGAAGAUUGACGCAGCCUACUUUGACACCAGCAAAUAUCUCCUGGAUGUUCUGAACCACAACUAUCUGCUACUAGAACACCUCCAGGCCAUGAGGAGAUACUUGCUGCUUGGCCAGGGGGACUUCAUCCGACAUCUCAUGGACCUGCUGAAACCAGAGCUGGCCAGACCUGCUACCACACUGUACCAGCACAACCUGACCGGGAUCUUGGAGACGGCAGUGAGAGCCACUAACGCUCAGUAUGACAACGCCGAGAUCCUGAAGAGGCUGGAUGUGCGUCUGCUUGAGGUGUCCCCCGGUGAUACUGGCUGGGAUGUCUUCAGCCUGGACUACCAUGUGGAUGGACCUAUUGCCACGGUGUUCACCAGGGAGUGCAUGGGUCACUACUUGCGGGUGUUUAACUUCUUGUGGCGGGCCAAGAGGAUGGAGUACACGCUGACCGACAUCUGGAAGGGCCAGAUGUGUAAUGCAAAGUUACUGAAGACCAUGCCAGAGCUGUCUGGCGUCCUGCACCAGUGUCACAUCCUCGCGUCCGAGAUGGUUCACUUCAUCCACCAAAUGCAGUACUACAUCACAUUUGAGGUUCUGGAAUGUUCCUGGGAUGAGUUGUGGAACAAAGUCCAGCAAGCUCAGGACCUGGACCACAUCAUUGCUGCUCAUGAAGUCUUCCUGGAUACCAUCAUCUCCAGAUGUUUGCUGGACAACAACAGCAGGUCUCUUCUCAACCAGCUGAGGGCGAUAUUCGACCAGAUCAUUGAGUUCCAGAGCGCUCAGGAUUCCUUGUACCGCUCGGCCCUGGAGGAGCUGGCGCUGCGCCUGCAGUUUGAGGAGAAGAAGAAGCAGAGAGCGGAGGAGGGUCAGUGGGGCGUAACCAGCGAGCAGGAAGCAGAGGAGGCCAAACGGGUUCAGGAUUUCCAGGAGACGAUACCAAAGAUGCGCUCGCAGCUUCGCAUCCUCACACACUUCUACCAGAGUAUCGUCCAGCAGUUCCUGGUGCUGCUGAUGACCAGCACAGACGAGAGCCUUCGCUUCCUCAGCUUCAGACUGGACUUCAACGAACACUACAGGGCCCGGGAGCCGAGGCUGCGAGCAUCACUGGGCGCCACAAGAGGGCGACGACUAUCAAACGUCUUAUAGUGAUGGACCGUCACUGAAGCGGUGACGUCACUGGCAGAACAACCAGCAGACUGAAAACCACUUUCUGUCCAAACCAUGCUGCUCUGCGCUAGGAAGUGAUGACAUCAUGACCUGCUGAGACAGUAACAAACUGUUCAUCCAGCGCUCAAGUUUCUGGGAGGGAGGUCAUGCCUUAACAGGGAGGUGGCAAAAUGUUGUCCUCACUUAUGUACAAACGCUGACCGUGACGUCCACAUCUUCUCUCUGGGAUUCGACUGAAACACAGCUUCAGAUUUUAUCUCUCCACAUGACACAGUAGAGCAUUGGACUCAUUGAAUCUGUCCCAGUAACGGACUUCUGCCCAGCGUGGACCGUAUCCUCCGGCCGAUCGUCCUGGUCACCUCAUGUUUACAGCAGUGGAACGUGAGCGGUCGAGACUUUCAGGGCUUUCCCGUCUUUGUUUUGCUGUCUAGUCACAAUCAGAGUUGUUUUUAUUGACAUGUUUCAAUAAGGUGCUUUUUAACAAACAACACAAGCAAAGAGACCACCUCUCCUCUCGACUUCAUAGUUUAAUGUUUCAGGUACACAUUACUUGCAAGGACGUCGACGUGCUGUUGCCGGGAGAGUUGAGCUCAAAUUGCAGGAGUCGGUGAAGUCUGCCUCCUGUGGGUGUAAGAUGAGAACAGCCACUGUGUAAAACAUAUUAACAAAUGGAAUAAAAAUGAUGGGUUUUUUUUACGGCUAAUAUGAUUGACUUUCCAGGGUUUUCAUCUCUCAGAUGUAAAUACAGUUGUUUUGACCCAGUGUCUGUUUUAAUGUGGCCCUCUGUUUUGUAGUGGAGCAGGAAAAAAAAUCUUUACUGUCAUCCACCAAACUCUGGACAAUUUUGACCUGAAAACAUCUAACAACUAAAUUACUUGCAGGUAGAUAUUUGAAUAACUUUCAUGCUAAUGAUAAUUUAAUGUUUUACGGAGAAUAUGCGCUCAAAUUUAAGUUGUUUAAAAAUGGCAAAAGGAUCUGCUCACUUGGGUUUUGCGUUUAAACCUUCACAUUUUUAUCAAGCUUACAAUUCUGCAGGAAUCUGAGUUGCUCGCUAGAGGGAGCUACUGUUCUAAAUAUGUCCUUAUGGCGCUUGAAAUACUUGUUCAAAAUGUGUUAAAGUUUAAUCCUGUAUAAUACACUUCGUUUAGGUGGAGUUCCAUUUUUUUAACUUUCACGUUUACUCGUCAUGAAAAGCCUUUUUUUGUUCCUUUUCUUCUUUGCUGCCAAAUACAUUUUCAGCUAGUUUCUGUCAUUAUUUUCUAUAAAUAAUCCUUGUUCUUUUCAUCUGGUAUCAACAUGUAAACAACCGACCAACGUCGGUGUCCCGCGUGGCCACUU